UUAUAACCACACUCGCUUGAACGGAUCGGUAAUUACCAACCCAAAAUGGUAAAUAACAUUUUCAUUUGGUUAUCAGCUUGAAUUUGAUUAAUCACAUGUUUGUUGACAAAUUUGUGACAGUUGACAUAUAAAUAUGCAAGUGAUAGUUGACAUUUGCUUAUUUGUAUCGCAGGUGGUUUGUUUAUAGCGUAAAAAGUAAAAAUACGGUAGACACCACCGAAAAUGCUUUUGCAAAUACUCGGAAAACAUCAAGUACAAUAUUAAACAUGUCCUACAGUAUUCAGGAAUGUUGUGCUGUCGUCAGAGGAUUUUCCAAGCUAAUAAUUUGUUUAUUGUAUGUAGCCUGUUGUUAGCAGCUGGAUUUGUCCUGCAAAUAAAAGUAUUAUAUAAUAAUCAUCAGCAAAACCUACGGUUCCUUGAAUACACACAACGGAUUGGACAACACAUGUUCAUGUAUUCGAACUGCUGAAGAGGGUUAAUUCAAUUUGCUAUGGUUUUAGGGUAACAUCAAGAUUAAUGAUGUCCAAGAAGCAGUCCACCUUGUUGAAAGGCUAGCUAAUCAUACCAAUAGUUUAAUAAAUAAAAUGGAUAAAACUAUGAAAUCCUACAAGUAUAACAAGAUCAGGUUAAAGGUUACAUAAUUAUGGCUGUGUAUCAACUUUAUCUAGUGUGAUAUAUCUUGCUGUUCGAAUUUAAUGUUAAUAUGGUUGCUUUAUGUACUUUAAUGUAGCUUAUUUUAUUUGUUGUUAGAUGUUGAGCCAUGUUUACCAUUAUCUAAUUGAUAUUGCACAAAUAUUUUUAUCGAAUUUUUAAGUAGCAAAUUUUAAAAUUUUAAGAAUGUUUGCCUUAGAACUUGUAAAAAUCAAAAACUGUAGACCUUAUCGCAAGUCAAUCUUACUUGAUAUUUUACACUCAAUUGUUUGUAGUAGAGUACCAACUUGCUUUUCCAAUAGAUAAUAAAUGAUAAUCAUUAAUUUUGCAUUUCUUUAUUUGUACUAAUGACA
This is a messenger RNA of Acanthoscelides obtectus, 1004 nucleotides long. The record is from the annotation of a GenBank genome assembly. Lineage: Eukaryota; Metazoa; Arthropoda; Insecta; Coleoptera; Chrysomelidae.